Messenger RNA from Pyricularia oryzae 70-15, 642 nucleotides. RefSeq lists its product as uncharacterized. The transcript is spliced from 2 exons. Gene Ontology annotation, cellular component: nucleus. The record is from RefSeq and is a predicted model, not a curated record. The coding region runs from base 1 to 642 and encodes 213 amino acids. NCBI's taxonomy places the organism in Eukaryota, Fungi, Ascomycota, Sordariomycetes, Magnaporthales, Pyriculariaceae.
AUGCUACAGUUCGGCCCGGGCGACACGCCACCGCAGACAGAGGAGACCCCGCAGGAGAGAAAGAAGAGAAGACUUGAGACUGCGAAUGCCAAGGAUAAGAAGGACUCGAAGAUUGACAAGCACAAAGGAAAAGAGGCGGAUCGCAAGAAGCAGACAAGAGCCUCGGCGGAAGAACCAAAACCCAAGAAGGAAUCUUGGAUGGUGCAAAAGGCCGCGCUUGAGAAGAAGUUUGGCGAUCAAGGCUGGCGGCCGCAAAAGAAGCUGUCACCAGACGCCAUUCAAGGAAUCCGGGCACUGCAUCAACAGUUCCCGGACGUCUACACCACGCCGGCGCUCGCGCAGCGUUUCGAGAUCUCGCCCGAGGCUAUCCGACGCAUACUCAAGUCCAAUUGGACACCUUCAGCAAAAGAGGAGGAAGACCGGCAGCAGCGCUGGUUCAAGCGGGGCAAGCAAAUCUGGGAACAGAAGGCUGAGCAGGGUACGAAGCCGCCCAAGAAGUGGCGCGAGGAGGGCGUCAAGCCCAACUGGGAUGCCAAGCGCGAGUUUGUCAAGAGAAAGAUGGAGUUUCGCCGGAGGGACAUGGAAGAGGAAGACUUUCCACCACCCAGGAGGUUCAACAACCGGCCUCGCCCGGCGUCGUAG